Cyphomyrmex costatus is the source of this 1338-nucleotide messenger RNA. It is a transcript of the gene lft, whose product is annotated as Limb expression 1 family member lowfat. Lineage: Eukaryota; Metazoa; Arthropoda; Insecta; Hymenoptera; Formicidae. Bases 373 to 1281 code for a protein of 302 amino acids. Gene Ontology annotation, cellular component: cytoplasm. Gene Ontology annotation, biological process: autophagosome maturation. The transcript has 4 exons. The record is from RefSeq and is a predicted model, not a curated record.
AUCGUCAGCGGUCUGGGGAUUCUGGGGCCAUUAAACGCAUUAUAUGUGUCUUGCAAUUUGAUUCUGCGACGUUCGGUUCGGUGUAGUUCGGUCUUUGGUGCAUGGUGCAGUGUCCUGAUCGGUCGGAGAAUAAUUUACGCGAAUUCCUGGGCAUUUCCGGGACUCUGUGCGACCAGACCUCCUGAAUUCUUUCCCACGCCCGAUGCCACCGUUGUCUCUUCGAUCUCGUUGUCGCACAGCAUCUGACACUCGUCGUGCCGAACGUCGACGGUCAUCAGGAAGACGGUGUUCACGGUAUUCGGCUGUGCCGUGUGCGCGCGCACAGCAUUGUCUUGCCGAUUCUUCGAGUAAAUAAAUGCAAGUUUUUGAGUAAUGCAGGGCAUGAUGCCAGUUAAGACAAAAUCACGUGUUACUGAAAAUAUGGGAGUCACAGGUGGACUGGUGGAUGCCCGUGCCAAGCAAGUUUUAAGAGAAGCUGUAGAUGCAGUUGUUAAUAGCUUUGCAAAACAUAGUCAAGGUUAUGGCAGAGUAAAUGUUGUAGAAGCAUUGCAAGAAUUUUGGCAGAUGAAACAAUCUAGAGGAACAGAAUUGAGAAAUGGAGCCUUAGUUAUUUAUGAAUCUGUUCCUGGUGCCAAUCCACCUUACGUUUGUUAUGUGACACUUCCUGGAGGAUCGUGUUUCGGAAGUUUUCAAAAUUGUCCUACAAAGGCAGAAGCACGUAGAUCAGCUGCAAAAAUCGCACUGAUGAAUUCUGUAUUUAAUGAACAUCCAUCGCGAAAGAUUACUGAUGAUUUUAUUGAAAAAGCUGUCGCAGAGGCAAGGGCUAGUUUUGCCAAACCUUUAACAACAUCCAACGGAGUUGGUAGCCAAGCACAAGAAAGCAGUGAUGAGAAAGAAGAUCCAAAUACAGGUAUAGGUGCGUUCCGUUUUAUGUUGGAAUGUAAUCGUGGAAGAACAAUGUUGGAAUUUCAAGAGUUAAUGACAGUCUUUCAAUUGCUUCAUUGGAAUGGCUCUUUAAAAGCCAUGAGAGAGAGACAGUGCAGUAGACAGGAAGUAGUCGCACAUUACAGUCAUCGGGCAUUAGACGACGAUAUGCGUAGCCAAAUGGCGUUAGAUUGGGUUGCUAGAGAACACGAAAGUGGUGGUGGGAUCGUAGCAAUGGAAUUGGCCUUAGCCGAGCGUGAACUUGAAACUGCGCGAUUAGCAGGACGAGAACUUAGAUUUCCUAAAGAAAAGAAAGAUAUACUAAUGCUCGCACAUGCGCAGGUUUGUCCACAGUGAAUUCUAAUGUAAACACCAUUAAAAUAAAUGAUGUACAAGACUGGUCUUUCGCAAGAA